AUGCAAGAUUCUACUCUACCUAUCGGUCACUUCUCUUCUCGCCUUGUAUUUGCAGUUUCUAUUGGCUGUAUUAAUGGGUAUGAGUCUGUUUCUCUCUCGGUUUGUUCAUUGUUUAUCAGUCUCUCUUGGCUUGUUCAUUGUUCAUCUGUUUCUCUCUGGGCUUGUCCAUUAUCAAUCUGUUAUCUGUUUUUCACUCAGUUUGCUCAUUGUACAUUUGUUUCUCUCUCAGAUUGUUUAUUGUCCAUCAGUUUAACUCUUGGCUUGUUCACUGUCCAUCUGUUAGUCUCUCGGUUUGUUCUUUGUCCAUCUGUUUCUUUCUCGGCUCAUUCUUUGUCCAUCUGUUUCUUUCUUGGCUCAUUCUUUGUCCAUCUGUUUCUUUCUCAGCUCAUUCUUUGUCCAUCUGUUUCUUUCUUUGCUCAUUCUUUUGUCCAUCUGUUUCUUUUUGUCCAUCUGUUUCUUUCUCUGCUCAUUCUUUGUCCAUCUGUUUUUUUCGGCUCAUUCUUUGUCCAUCUGUUUCUUUCUCGGCUCAUUCUUUGUCCAUCUGUUUCUUUCUCGGCUCAUUCUUUGUCCAUCUGUUUCUUUCUUGGCUCAUUCUUUGUCCAUCUGUUUCUUUCUUGGCUCAUUCUUUGUCCAUCUGUUUCUUUCUCAGCUCAUUCUUUGUCCAUCUGUUUCUUUCUCGGCUCAUUCUUUGUCCAUCUGUUUCUUUCUCGGCUCAUUCUUUGUCCAUCUGUUUCUUUCUCGGCUCAUUCUUUGUCCAUCUGUUUCUUUCUCAGCUCAUUCUUUGUCCAUCUGUUUCUUUCUCGGCUCAUUCAUCGUAAAUCUGUUUCUCUCUCGGCUCAUUCAUCCUCAUUCAUCGUAAAUCUGUUUCUCUCUCAGCUUGUUUAUUGUCCAUCCAUCUCACUUGCUUUCUUCAUUGUCCAUCUUUCUGGGCUUGUUCAUUGUCCAUCUGUUAUCUGUUUUUCACUCAAUUUGCUCAUUGUACAUUUGUUUCUCUCUCUUAUUGUUUAUUGUCCAUCUCUUAGUCUCUUUUCUCAUUCACUGUCCAUCUUUUUCUCUCUUUGUUCAUUCACUGUCCAUCUGUUUCUCUCUUGGCUCAUUCUUUGUAAAUCUUUUGCUCAUAGUACAUUUGUUUCUCUCUCUUAUUGUUUAUUGUCCACCAGUUACACUCUCGGCUUGUUCAUUGUCCACCAGUUACACUCUCGGCUUGUUCAUUGUCCAUCAGUUACACUCUCGGCUUGUUCAUUGUCCAUCAGUUACACUCUCGGCUUGUUCAUUGUCCAUCUGUUUCUCUUGGUUUCUUCAUUGUCCAUCUGUUUCUCUCAUGGCUUGUUCAUUGUCCAUCUGUUUUUCACCGAGUUUCCUCAUUGUACAUUUUUUUUCUAUCUCUUGGCUCGUUCACUGUCCAUCUGUCUCUCUCAGCUUGUUCAUUGUCCAUCUCUUUAUACUUUGGAACUAUUUUUCAUUCUUAAACAAUUUAUCUAUUCUUCCUAUGUUUGUUGUCUUUUUUUUAAUUUUUCACUUAUUCUACCUUCUUUAGGCUCAUUUUUUUCUAUUUUACCAUAUGUUCUUUUUCUGUAUUUUUGCUUCCUUCUCUUUUUCUUUAUUUUCCUUUUUUUCUGUAUUUUUUCUUUCAUCUUGUUUUUCUUAUUUUUCCUUCUUUCCAUUUUUUAUUUUCCUUCUUUAUCUAUAUUUUUCGUUCUGUUUUUUCCUUUUUAUUUUUCUUUAUUUUUCCUUUUUAUUUUUCUUUAUUUUUCCUUUUUAUUUUUCUUUAUUUUUCUUUUUUAUUUUUCUUUAUUUUUCCUUUUUAUUUUUCUUUAUUUUUCCUUUUUAUUUUUCUUUAUUUUUCCUUUUUAUUUUUUUCUUUUCUUUUCUCUUUUUCUUAGCUUUUCCUUUCUCAUUUCUUUGUUUUUCUUCCUUCCUUUUUUCUUUAUUUUCCCUUCUUUUUCUUUAUUUUUUCUUCAUUCUCUUUUCCUUUAUUCUUUGUUUUUCUCCUUUUCUUCAUGUUUUCAUUCUUUAUCCAUUUCUUCUUUUGUUUUCUUUCUUUUAUCUAUGUAUAUUUUUCGGCUUCUAUUUUUUCUUUCCACUCUUUACUCCAUUUUAUUUUACCUUUUUUUCUUCUCAUUAUUCUCUCCUCCUCCUCUCCUGACUUACUUUUCUUUGCUCUUUUUAUAUCUUUUAUUUUUUACACUUUCUUUUCCUUUUUCCUUUUCUCUAUGUUUUUCUCUUUUUCUCUUUUUUAGUCAGUUCACAUCUCAUUUUUUUCUCUUUCAUUUAUUUUUUCAAAAAUACUUUUUCUUUUUUAUUAACUUUCUUUCUUUACUGCUUUGA
Acanthosepion pharaonis is the source of this 2328-nucleotide messenger RNA. The record is from the annotation of a GenBank genome assembly. NCBI's taxonomy places the organism in Eukaryota, Metazoa, Mollusca, Cephalopoda, Sepiida, Sepiidae.